This is a messenger RNA of Tuber melanosporum (Perigord truffle), 1315 nucleotides long. RefSeq lists its product as uncharacterized. Gene Ontology annotation, cellular component: i-AAA complex. The transcript is spliced from 4 exons. The record is from RefSeq and is a predicted model, not a curated record. Lineage: Eukaryota; Fungi; Ascomycota; Pezizomycetes; Pezizales; Tuberaceae. Gene Ontology annotation, biological process: protein quality control for misfolded or incompletely synthesized proteins. The coding region runs from base 74 to 1315 and encodes 413 amino acids. Gene Ontology annotation, molecular function: misfolded protein binding.
AAACAUCAGGCCCUCCAAAGACAAACAUAAUCCAACACCACAACAAUAACCACUGCUCUCUAUACCCUUUAAAAUGUUCUCCCGAGCAUUGACAAGAACCCUCCGGCCCUCUCCACAACCACAGUGCCUUUUCCGAUGGCCUUCGCUGCCACGACAGCCCCUCCAAUCCCUCCGCCAUCGGCAGUCGCUGCCACCACCACCGACACAAAUCCGCCUCAAAUCCUCCACCUCCUCCUCUGGCGGUCCCAAAAAAGGUGUCCUCUCAAACAUCUCGAACCGAAACCGCCUAAUGGCCUUUCUUGCAGUCCUCUUCUCAGCAACAGGCGUAACCCUCGGCCUCUGGGGUUACAGCACCUACCUCACCUACCUCGCCAAUACGACACACGCCUACCCAGAACCGGUCGCCAAAGAGCUGCGGAAAGCCCUGUACUACUCGCUACCUACCUCCUCCUCUCCGCGCGACGCAGUGAGGCACUUCCGCCUAGCGCUGGAGCAGUGUCGGGACCUGGGCAUGGACCCGCUCAGUGACGAGGUCACAGGGAUAAAAAUCGAGUUGGCGGGGGUGCUCUUACGCCAAGGGAUCAUCGAGAAGGGCAUUGAAGUACUUGAGGGCGUUCUGGACGAGGUUGUUGCUGCGGCAGAGGCGGAGAAGGUGGAUGAAGGGGUUAGAAGGAAGUUGUUGAAGAAGGGUGUGGAGAUUGCGGCGAGGGUCGGGGGGGUGUACGUUGGUAAGGGGCGGUAUGCUGAAGCGGAGGAGGCGCUUGGGUGGGCUGUAGAGACAGCGGUGAGGGAGGCUAGAAAACUUCCGAUUGAAAAAUCCCCCAGACAAGAACUCCACCAAGACUGGCUAUCAAACUUGGAAAUGUCCUCCCUGCUAGAAACCCUCGCAAGCGUCUACGAAUCCACAAACCGCUUCUUCCUGGCAACACCCCUCUACCUACACGCAUUAGAAUACAUGCCGCCAAACAACUGCCACUCCGUAGUCCUAAUGAACAACCUCUCCGCAACCCUCUCCCAACAACCCAUCACCCCCACGCUGCCGCUCUCCCGCGAACAGCUAGUAACAGACUCGGCCACGCCGUGGGCGCAGAAGGCACUGAAGUUGGCGAACUCCAUAAAGCCACCGGAUAGGACUGAAGAGUGUGAUUUGGGAUGCGCGGUUGCGAUGCAUAAUCUUGCGGAGUUUGCGGAGAUGUUGGGUGACAGGGAGUUGGCUAGGCAGCGAUACUUGGAGGCGAGGUCAUUGGCUAGGGAAAUGGGGGUCGAGGAGGGGGUUAUGAAGGCGGAGGAGGGGUUGAAGAGGGUUGGGGGAUAA